CUCCCCCGUAGAGCAUUCCCUCUUCAGAAGCGUGCAUUUCGUUCUUUGAAAUGGUUAGGGCUUCAGAAAAAGCGAAUCUCACCGGUCACGCUGCCAAAAUUGAACGCAUGAUGAUUUUCUGGACCAAGGCAGGAGCAGAAAGGGCUUGAAGGGGAAUGCAUUGAUCCAAUGCUGCCAGCUGCGCACGUCAUUUUCGUUGUCAUUUACAAGCCUCUUCUUUUGAAAGAACAUCUAUAGAAAUAAAAUUAGCUUGGUGAUUUUGUAAUCGAACUACGGCAGUUCGUUACGCGUAUUUAUUACGGUAUAUGUUUGCUGUCUGUUUCAAGCUGCCACAGCAAUGGAGAAGGUGGAUGUGUGAUUUAAGGAUGCUGUCCUCUUGCUGGAUCUACCAUGGAUAGACAAGACUAUGAGAAUGCUAAUAUGGAGCCAAGUUUUCCUCAUGAUACAUCCAAGGAUAGCAAUGAGAUUCCCACCAUGUCAUAUCAUGGGAUUGGGGAGAAUAACUUGACAUUGUCACAACAGAAUUUCCCAAUGACCGAUGGAUAUUUCGGGGGUGGCAACUCACAGGCUUCAUCAAGCAAUAUCCACAAUGUGCCUGUUUCCAAUCCUCUAGACCAUAAUGUAGCCUUUGAAAGCAACCAGGGACAAAAUUUUAACUCCACCGAUCAGAGAAAUCAAUCGUAUUGCUCAGAGUUCCCCAAUCAGAUUGCUUCAUCUCUACCAUUUUCAGGAAGUUUCCAGCCACAGGAAGAACAGUUUGCCUCUAAUAUGCCUCAGUCACAAAUGUUUUCUGCUCAAGUUCCACCCUCAGAGUUUCCCAGUCCUAGUAAUUUAUUUUCAACUAGAAAUGAACAUGCACCUCCUGAUAGUAUGGGAAACUUUCCAAAUACUUCGGAGUACUUAGACUGUAACUCUAAACCGCUGUUUCCUGUUAUGGUUCCAAAUGAUUCAGUUGAUACCAAUCUUUAUUCAGCAAGUAAUGGAUGUGAAAAAGUGAAUUUGUCAACAUUUUCUCUUGGCCAUUUCUAUCCUACUCCUGUGGAAAACAUGCCUAGAACUGUUGACGCGUGUGAUCCUUUUGAAAAUGAAUCUCCUACUCAAUCUGGAAGUGGAAGCAUACUUCAUCCUAACAAUGGGCAGCUCUCUUCUCAGUCUGACAAUGACCAUCUACCUCAUUCCAAUACUGAAGAGUUUCUUUCUCAACAUGAUGGCAAUGAUGUACCUCAUUCUAACAGUGAAGAAUUUCCUUCUCAAAAUGUUAAUGCUGUGCCCCACUCUAACUGUGAGGAAUUUCCCACUCAACAUGAUAGCAAUGCUGUACCUCAUUCAAACUGUGAAGAAUUUCCCUCGCAACAUGAUAGCAAUGCUAUACCUCAUUCGAACUGUGAAGAAGUUUCCUCCCAACAAGAUAGCAAUGCCGUGUCUCAUUCAAACUGCGAAGAAUUUCCCUUGCAACUUGAUAGCAAUGCUGUAUCUCAUUCUACCAAUGAAGAAUUCCCCUGUCAAAAUGAUAGCAAUGAUUUACCUCAUUCUAACUGUGAAGAAGUUUCUUGUCAACCUGACAAUAAUGAUGUACCUCAUUCUAAUAAUGAGGAAAUUUCCUCUGGAAAUGCUGAUGAAGCGAACUUGUUUGACCCUCUUCAAUUUGAGGGUGGGUCAAGUUCACAAACUGUGUCUUCCAUAAAUCAUGAAGGUUUAUCAAAUAAUUCAGAAGAUGCUACAGGGCAAUGUAACAAGGUCACCUCUGAAAAUGAUGAGGAUGGAAACAAGUUAGACAAUCUGUAUGGAAUUGAUAACCCCUCAGAGGCAAUUGUCUCAGAAAAUACGGGUGGAUUUAUGUCAUCUUCAAAUAAAGAUGUUGAUGAGAGUGCUGAAUGUGGUUCAACCAUGGAAACCUUAGAUGAUCUCAGUGCUAGUUUAGAGAAAGGCAUUGAGGCGUCUUUGGAAGAGAGUUGCUCCACAGCAAACAAUGACCAAGUAGAAGCAGAUACUCCAAGACCACUGUCACCUAUGAUAACUGCCUUAGAUAAGGAGUUUUUGGUGGAGCCAAAAAAGGAAGUGGCUGAUGGUGCAGAUAACAUCCGUUUAACUAGAACAAGAACAGGUGCAGUGCGGAAUAAAACUCAAAGAUAUGUGGAUGAGAUAGAGAUGAUGGAGGAUUCACAAGAAUCUGUAAUCUAUGAGGAGUGGCAGUAUGAGGAAGGUGCAGAGUUAGCUCCGUCUGUUGUAGAUCCGUCUGUUACAGUCAAUGACGAUGUACUAAGAGUCACUCCUAGAGAAUUAGCUUCUUACUAUCAAAGUUUUGUGGAGGGUGUUGAUACUGUUUUGAAUCAACGUCUUCAUUGCACAGCAUGUGGUGUGCACAUUGGUGCAGCACCAAAUUAUAUUCACCUGGGAAACCGACAUAAAGUUUUGAGAGUUCUUAUUUGCAACAAGUGUCGCACAUUUUAUGGAGUAGGAAAGUUCAGCAAAGAUUCUGAUGGCUCAGAACUAUUUUGUCGUUGGUGUGGACAAGGUGGACAAGUCAUCUGUUGCAGUAGUUGCCCCAACGUCUUUUGUCAGUUGUGUAUUAGGAGAAAUAUUGGAGAAGAUUACUUAAACUCUGUUGUUGCAUCAAAUUUUUGGGCUUGUUUUUUGUGCAAUUAUGAAAUUCUCUGGCCACUACGUGCUGUGUGCUGGGCACUCCUGACCUAUACUAUGAAAAGGAAGAAGGAUGCAUUGAGUGGAAAUGAUAGCAGGAAGACUCAAGAACUUCAAGAUGAUAAAAGCCGGUGUUGCCCUAAACAAACCAAAAAGAGAAAACCUCCCAGCAAAUCCAAAGUCAUCAAUCCCAGUGCCAGUCUUCCUGGUAAUUUAAAUGGAUUGCAGUUGGGUCAUUUUCUUUUUGGAGGUGGGGAACAGCAUGUUAGAGGAUCUGCAGCAGAUGAAGAUGAGUAUAUUGACCCAUCUCAGUUUGUUCAGUCAGUGUUGGAGGAACCUCGUAGAUUGCAACCUAAAGUUUUAGCAAAACCAAUUAUGCCAAGACUUGGUCCUCAAAUUUCUGUCAGUUCUUUUCAAUCACCGGUAAGGCCUGUUCAGAUUCAACCCCGACCUGUUUUGCUUCAAACCAAUCCACCAAGAACAGUAAGGGCCGUCUACUCUCAACCUCCACGACUCUUUGUGAGACAAGGAAAUAUGAUGCGUCCGGGUUUACUACCUAUCAAUAAUCAACCUAAUAGUGUGCCCUUGCAAGUGGCUACGAGAUUCAGAGGUCCCUCGCUUUUGAGGAAUAGUGCACCCAUUCGACUUCAAACACCCUUUAUGAGAACUGAUCCACCCGUUCCCCAAAACCCUGCUCCAACCAGGACUGCAGUAAGAAACCCAGCUUGCGUUAUCAACAAUCUGGAUGGGGUGCGUUCAAUGGAACAAAUUCAGGCUCUUGACCAGGUUCCAUGGUACCGGGAUGGAAUUGAUAACGUGAGAGCUGUGGGCUUCGCUCUCACUAAAAGAAUAAGAGAACUUGAAGCACGAUUUCACAGUCUAAAAAGUAAACAGGAUGUUGAGAAGAUUAUGAGUCUUGGGAGAAAGCUGGAAAAACUUUCUGAAAGAACAGAAAAGCGUUUCAAGAAAAUAAAUGCCACUUUAAAAGAUGCUUGUAGGGAGUGGUGUGUGCAGAAAAUGAGGAACUCUCCAACCUCUGUUGAUCCUUUCAGAUUAGGUAAGGAGGAAGGAAUUAGUGACUGGGACGAUGAUGUUGAACUUUCUAAACCUCUGGAAAAAGUCUUGAUUCCAGUAAACAGUGCCUCUCUCCAAGCUGGAGCAAUUCGACCAGCUCAGCCCAGAGUCAUUUCUAGGACAAAUCCUCCACCUCUAGCUACUAUGCUUGGCCCUGCUGCUAGGGCAGGGCAGCCACAGCCGCAGUCGGUGUCUAAUGUCUCCUAUUCAGUCAGACUUCCUGGACCCAAGUCGAGUGCUAGUCGCUUUGUGCAGAUUGGUGACCUUUCUAAGAGCAUCACUCACACUGUAGGUGCCAUAAUAAAUAAGAGGAAUGGCCCCAACUCUAUUUCUGUUAGUCUUACACCAGCACCUAAGCGGAAAAGACUUGAAUCCAGUAGCAGCAAUGGUAGUGAUGUGGUAAUGGUUUACCCCACAAUCCCAGAACUGAUAAAGUUGUACAAUAUCAAACCUUGUGUGGUAAGAUUACAAAGGAAUGACAGUUUUAUUGUCAACUUUCUGGAAAGACAGGAACAUGCAAGAUCUCAGAAUGCAAUGUAUGAUGAUACCUUAGACGUAAAUGAAGUGGAGUCGGUCAUGAGUCCGCAAGUUUCCAUCAACGAUCUGGAAGCUGAGGCAGUCAUCUCCUCUAGUGACUUUCCGGAACAUUUCCUGUCAUCACUUGUAGAAAUGGGCGACACAUUUAGAGACCAGGCUGAUACAACCGAAAGUAAUUCAACUAGCAAUGUUGAAUCCCUUGUUCAAAAUGAUGACGACGAUGAUGAUAUUGAAAUAAUUGAUGAGGUCAGUGUUUCAAAAUGAGAUAAAAAUGGCAUUGUCCAAUUGGAAGGAUAGGGGUUGUGAUUUCGAACUUAAAAACUUGGGUUUUGGUGUGUUUUCUUUUUAGAUAAUUAUUUUUUAAAUAUUGUCUUUGUAAAUGUGUAAGUUGUUCUAUUUUGUUACUUUCUAUCAAAUAGACAGUAUUGUUCAUUAACAUUGUUUUUAGAUGAUGUAAACAUCAUUUUAUGUAUACUUUUUCCUCAAAGUACCAUAUUACUGAUAAAUACUAGUGAUUAUAGUUGUAUGAGACUGAAAAUUUUGCUUUAUAUAUCUUGUUGUCUUGUGGUUGUUUCUUUUGUAGGUCAUUCAUAAUGGAUCACAGUCUUGUCUUGUGUCCCAGCUUUGUAUGUUAUGAAUUAGUCUAAUUUGCUAAACAUAUAAACCACCAGUUAAGAGGAGCCAUUAUGUUUCACUUAAAUUUAUCCCUUUGUCUCCUAAAGUUCUAAUCUGCUAUGCCCCUGUAACCUUUGAACGGUUAUUUUUUGUUGGAAGAAGGAUAUUCUCUUUUGAUGUCUUUUAAUGGCAAUAAAUGUCAGGAAAAUUUU
Messenger RNA from Thrips palmi, 5078 nucleotides. RefSeq lists its product as uncharacterized. The transcript is spliced from 7 exons. NCBI's taxonomy places the organism in Eukaryota, Metazoa, Arthropoda, Insecta, Thysanoptera, Thripidae. The coding region runs from base 391 to 4515 and encodes 1374 amino acids. The record is from RefSeq and is a predicted model, not a curated record.